This is a messenger RNA of Nelumbo nucifera (sacred lotus), 1879 nucleotides long. RefSeq names its product putative glycosyltransferase At3g07620. Gene Ontology annotation, molecular function: glycosyltransferase activity. The record is from RefSeq and is a predicted model, not a curated record. NCBI's taxonomy places the organism in Eukaryota, Viridiplantae, Streptophyta, Magnoliopsida, Proteales, Nelumbonaceae.
UCGACAGAGAUCGGGAAAGAGAUGAUACCAUGACGAGGAGUUGCAGUAGUUCUAGCAACUCAUCUUUCGUUUCUUCAUUUUCUUCAUGGCUUUUGUUUGUUUCAGUUGCACUUCUUACGGGAAUUACUGUUUGUACACUCACUACCGAGACCUCCUUUUGGCUUUCUUUGUCUUCUACGUGGACUUGGAGCUCUGCUUUUCACGUCUUCCCAUCAUCACCAUCUUCUUCUUCUUCGAAAAGGGAUGAGUCAUUAGCAGGAGAAGAAGCUUUGCCUAAUUCUUCCAGCGAUAAUGGUUUUUUGCCGAGUGUGAUCCCAAAACAAACGGAUCUUCUUCCACUAUCAUCAAAAAAACAUGAAGCUUCAGAGGACUUGGCGAUGAGAGGUUCUGAGGUUGGUGUUAAGAGAUAUAGCAAAUUAAUGAGGCUGGAAGCAGGUCUCGCUAGAGCCCGUGCUUCCAUAAGAAUGGCAUCUGCUCAGAGUCGGAACCAAACAUCAACGCAUGAUGACGACGAUCCUGAUUAUGUUCCUCGCGGCCCAAUUUAUAGAAACGCUUUUGUAUUUCACCGGAGUUACUUGGAGAUGGAGAAGAUAUUCAAAAUAUUUGUCUAUGAAGAAGGAGAUCCACCACUGUUUCACAAUGGGCCUUGCAGGAGCAUAUAUUCAACAGAAGGAAGGUUCAUUAACGAGAUGGAAAAAGCAGGAAACCAUUAUCGGACCAGAGACCCUGAUGAAGCUCACGUUUAUUUCCUACCCUUCAGUGUUGUAAUGAUGGUUCAGUUUCUCUAUGUCCCUGAUUCCCAUGAGAUUGAUUCCAUUGGGCGGACGGUGGUCGACUACAUAAACAUCCUUUCAGCCAAGUAUCCCUACUGGAAUAGAAGCCUCGGCGCAGAUCAUUUCAUGCUUUCCUGCCAUGACUGGGGACCACGCACAUCUGCCUACGUCCGUGAGUUAUUCGACAACUCCAUACGGGUUUUGUGCAAUGCAAAUACGUCAGAAGGAUUCAAUCCUUUGAAAGAUGCAUCGUUCCCAGAAAUUCACCUUAGGACCGGAGAAAUCACAGGGCUUCUGGGUGGUCUAUCCCCCUCUCGUCGUCCUUUGCUUGCAUUCUUUGCCGGACGUUUGCAUGGGAACAUACGACUACUUCUUCUACAAGAGUGGAAAGACAGAGAUAAGGAUGUCCAAGUCUACGAUGAGCUCCCAGAUGGAAUGUCGUACAACGAGAUGUUGAAGAAGAGUAAGUACUGCUUAUGCCCAAGUGGGUAUGAAGUGGCUAGCCCAAGAAUUGUUGAGGCCAUCUACGCAGAAUGUGUUCCAGUGCUAAUAUCAGAUCAUUACGUCCCCCCAUUUAGUGAUGUUCUGAAUUGGAACUCCUUUUCAGUACAAAUUGCAGUCAGUGACAUCCCCAACAUCAAGACAAUUCUAUCGAGCAUUUCGCAGACUCAGUAUAUAAGAAUGCAGAGGAGAGUAAAGCAGGUGCAGAGGCAUUUCGUGGUGAACGGACCGCCACAGAGAUUUGACGUCUUUCACAUGAUUCUUCACUCAAUUUGGCUCAGAAGGCUUAAUAUUCACAUUCGCGACUAACUCUUCUUCUUCUUCUUCUUCAUAAUAACAGAUAUUUGACGUCUUUUACAUGAUUCUUCACUCAAUUUGGCUUUGAAGGCUCAAUAUUCUUUAUGGCGCGGCCAACUCAUUAUUGUUUGAUUUGUUUAUAUUUGUUAAACGAUAGGAGUUUGACAAGCUUGAAUUUGUCUAUAAUUGUGUUUGAGCUGCAGUGAUCGCCACUCUCUCUAAGCUAUGAUAUGAUUCUUUGCUACUACACGUUAUUGCUUGAUCAUCAAUCGUGAUGAUGUGUUGAUGCUUGAAAAUGGAAUAGGCCA